This is a messenger RNA of Pelobates fuscus (common spadefoot toad), 2162 nucleotides long. RefSeq names its product lunapark, ER junction formation factor (gene LNPK). The coding region runs from base 151 to 1386 and encodes 411 amino acids. Lineage: Eukaryota; Metazoa; Chordata; Amphibia; Anura; Pelobatidae. The transcript has 13 exons. Gene Ontology annotation, cellular component: endoplasmic reticulum tubular network. The record is from RefSeq and is a predicted model, not a curated record. Gene Ontology annotation, biological process: endoplasmic reticulum tubular network organization.
GGGCGGGCCCGACAGACGGCGAGCUGUUGUGCCAGUAGUAGCGAGUGGAAGCCAGAGAGAGAGGCGGCGGCUGUGAGGUGGCCGUGCCCCCGCUGCAGUGAAAAACAUCAGACUCUCCUUCAUACAGUUUUUACAGCCUAUUUCUGCACAAUGGGGGCACUCCUUUCCAGGUGGAGGGCAAAGCCUUCCACCAUUGAAACGUUGGAGAAAAUGGACAAGGAUAUUCAAUCUUUAGAAGAAUUCAGGGAUAAAAAUCAGAAGUUGCGGAAAAUAUGGGUUGGACGACUACUCCUUUAUUCUGCUAUUCUUUAUUUUGUCACAUGUUUUGUUGUUUAUUUAUGGUACCUGCCUGAAACAUUUACAGCAAGAAUCCUUUUAAUACUUCCUUUUUUCUUGUUUCCAGUAUUAAUAUGGUUUGUAAGAACACUGCUUAUUGUAUGGUUUGCAAGACGAAUGGAAAGAAACAAUGAUGCAAUAGAUGAUUUAAAAGCACAGAAAAAGAAAAUACUUGAAGAAGUAAUGGAAAAAGAAACCUACAAGGCGGCUAAAUUAAUCCUUGAAAGGUUCGAUCCAGACUCAAAGAAGAUAAAAGAACUUGAGCUCCCUGUUGGUGUACCUAUUACUCCAAGGCCAGGUCAAGAUCUGCGCCAGAGGACGGCAGCUCAAAGAAACGUAAGUGUGUCUACACCAGUAAACCCGAGCCAGGGAUCUCCACAAGUUGCAGGGCUGCUGGCGGCAACUCCAGGUCUUCAAAGGGAUACUCCAGCUCCGGGUGGCCCCCCUGACCGAGCUAUUCAUCCAGCAGUCCAAUCAAAUCUUGUUAUGAAACGACCUGGAUCUCCUGCAACUCCAAUAUCUGGAAUGGCUAUUCAUCCUCCAGGACCUCCAUUGGCAAGACCAAUCCUUCCUCGAGAGAGGGGUGCAUUGGAUAGAGUUAUUGAGUACUUGGUCGGUGAUGGCCCUCAGAACAGAUAUGCCCUGAUCUGUCAGCAGUGCUUUUCUCAUAAUGGAAUGGCCCUUAAGGAAGAAUUUGAAUACAUUGCUUUUAGGUGUGCUUACUGCUAUUUCCUGAAUCCUGCCAGAAAAACACGACCUCAAGCACCACGACUUCAAGAAUUAAACUUUGAGAGAAGGCCUCGCUCUGACUCACAAGGCUGUGUUAAUGAACAGCAGUUGAAAAGCCAAACUCCUGCAGAAACCCCUGAAGAGUCAGAGUCUGCAGAAACUUCAGUUACCGAUGAGUUAGGAGAAGACGAAGUGUCAUGUACUGAACAGCCAAGUGACAAAAUACCUUUCGAAAGUGCAAAGGAAAACACUUUAGUGCAAGAUUUUAAAGCUUCCAACGAGGUUGAUGAGAACGAAGAGUCCUUAAUGGAAACAGAAUAAAUUAAAUAAGUGCCUUUGUUUACGGCAGCUUUUUCCUCCUUUUUUUGAGUGGAUUUUCUUCUAGAGAUAUGACACCUUUUUUAUAAUUCAUGUUAGCUUGACCUGCUUCAUUACCAGAAAGCUGUGCCAUAUCUAUUGGAGGUCGGUGACAAUAUAGCACUGGGGAAUGUAUUCUACUCUCUAUUAAUCUGACCUGUAGGUCUGUAUGGGUCAGCUAUCUAGCAUGGGGUGGGGGGGAAGAAAAAAAAAAGGCAAAACUAUGUUUUAUUUUACAUUUAAGUAUUUUAAGAAAAUAAGCUUGCAGGUUUAUUUAUUUUACAGUGAGUGGUAAGGGAUUGGAGGAUCAUAUAUAUAGACUGAUUUUGUACCAGGGAUAUGUCUUACAAUUUGCAUAUCUGUGAACGUCUGGAUGUUAAAAUGGACCACUAUAGGUACCAAACGUGUGAGCAAAUUUUCACAGCGAGCAAUAGAAAAUAAAGCACUUUUUUUUUUCUUACAAUUAUUGCUACAAAUACAGUGAUAUUUAUAACAGAUUGUGUGCACUUACACAUUGUCAAUGUCCAGAUCUCUUCCUGUAGCUAGCUUACAGGUUGAUCACAAAUGUACCUUUGUAUUCUGUUUAGUUCAUGUUUACAUAAAAUAACAUAGGAAAAGCUUGCCAUGUACUUGAAUACUAGAUGCUAUUUAUAACUGAACAAUGAUGGUACAGAAGUCGAUUGUCUUGCCUUUUGUGUGUUUAUAUUUUGUUAAGUACAAAUAAAGUCUGAUUUAUUUAA